AUGGUGAAAAAUGUCUCCAUCUCAGCAACUCACAUUCGUAACGUGUCACUCCUUCAAGCUUCUCUCUAGUCUAUAAAAUAAACCACCACUUAGUAGCAUCGAUCCCUCAUCAGUUAAGUGUGUCUAUCAGUAUCAUGAUCCAUUGUCUAUUAUGAUACUAAUGGCCAAGCCUCAUUCUGUUUGCUUUCUUUUCUUUCUGCUUUUCUUCACCUGUUGCUUAGCACGCCACGUGCCAACUCAGUCUCAGCAGCAGAGCCAGAGCCAGAGCCAGUUCAAAGAAUGCCAGCUCGAUAGCAUCGAUGCGUUGGAACCUGAUAACAGCAUAGAAUCAGAAGCAGGUCUCACUGAGACAUGGAACGCUGCCAACCACCCUGAGCUCCGCUGCGCCGGUGUCGCUAUCCUCCGCCGCACCAUCAACCCUAGUGGCCUCCACUUACCAUCCUACACUACCUAUCCCGAACUACAUUUCGUUGACCAAGGAAAGGGAGUGAUUGGAAUGGUGAUCCCGGGUUGUGCGGAGACGUAUGAAGAGCCACAAGUGCAGCGGCCGCAGCAGCAGCACGAACGCGACCGCCACCAGAAAGUUCGUUACCUCCGCCAUGGUGACGUUAUCGCCGUUCCUCCUGGCGUUCCUUACUGGACCUACAACUACGGCAAAAACCCUCUCGUCAUCAUCACUCUCCAAGAUACCACCAACAACCUCAACCAACUAGAUCCAACUCCUACAAGAUUCUACAUUGCUGGAAAACCAGAAAAAGAACACUCUGAGUCAGAAUCAGAAUCAGAAUCAGAGAGUGGGAAACGCAAGGAGAAGAAGAAGGAAGGAGGAGUUAACAACAUGUUCGGUGGAUUCGAUUCAGCGUUCUUAUCACGAGUGUUGAAAGUGAAGGAAGAUCUCAUCAGUAAGCUCCAGUCUCCGAAAGAUGAUCGCAAGAAACAAAUCAUACAUGUCAAAGGUGGACUCAGCAUCAUCAGACCACCAUUAGAGCAAGAAAUCAGAGAAACAGAACAAAGAGAAGAAGAAGAAGAUGAACCUAGAGAAGGUGAACACCGUGAAUGGCGUAGAGAAAGAACACGCAGAAAAGAACGUGAAGGAGAAGAAGGAGAAGAGGAAGUGGUAGAAGAGAAAGAAACCGAAACCAAAACCAAAACGAAAACGCGGGAGAAACAUGAAAGAAGAGGUGAAGGUGAAGAAGGAGAAGAGGAAGAGGAACGAACCAGGACUAGAACACGAGAAAGGCGUGAGCGGCGUGAAGGGCAAAAGGGUCAAAGCAAUGCUCUAGAGGAAACGGUUUGCACGAUGAAGCUACACGAGAAUCUCGCGGAUCCUUCACGCGCGGAUAUAUUCAACCCACGCGCAGGGCGCGUGAGCACGGUCAACAGUUUGACCUUACCCGUUCUGAAGAAGCUGAACCUAGGUGCGGAGUGGGUGAACCUGUAUAAGAACGGUGUGUACGUGCCACACUGGAACAUAAACGCGAACAGUGUGAUGUACGUGACGAGGGGGAAGGGGAGGGUGCAGGUGGUGAAUUGCGAGGGGGAGUCGGUGUUUGACGGGGAGGUGAAGAGGGGACAGGUGGUGGUUGUGCCGCAGGGGUUUGGGGUGGCGAAGCAGGCGGGGAGUGAGGGGUUGGAGUAUAUAGCUUUUAAGACGAAUGAUAUGGCGAUGAUUAGUCCGUUGGUGGGGAUGAACUCGGCGAUUAGUGGGACUCCGGCGGAGGUGCUUGGCCAUGCUUUUGGGCUGAGUCCGGAGGAGGUGAGGGAACUGAAGAAUAAUAGGAAGGAGAGUAUUUUGGCUAGUCCUCAUGACUCUCGUGAGGAUGCCUACAUUUCCAUGGUGUAACUGUAACAUACUGUGUUAUAUAAUAAGAAUAAUAAAAUAAUAUGGUGUACCCCAUCUGGAUGCAGACUUUAUGGUGGUUGUAUAAUAGUCGUCAUUAAUAAAAUUGCAAUCCCAUUCUUGAGAAUAAAGUGUUAACUAUUUUCAUA
Lotus japonicus is the source of this 1989-nucleotide messenger RNA. Its product is annotated as conglutin alpha 2-like. The record is from RefSeq and is a predicted model, not a curated record. The transcript is spliced from 3 exons. Gene Ontology annotation, molecular function: nutrient reservoir activity. Lineage: Eukaryota; Viridiplantae; Streptophyta; Magnoliopsida; Fabales; Fabaceae. Bases 152 to 1843 code for a protein of 563 amino acids.